AUGCGAUGGAUCGUAAUCCGUUUUUGCUCGAGUUGCAGGAACAAUGGCCGACGGCGCAUUCCAUCCGCAUCACCGUUAGCGGUCCGUAGUAAUCAUAGCAAUCAUCAUCGCUUUGGUCAUGACUUGAAGGCGGUUCCGAAGAAUUUAAUAAGACAAGCUAAGAAAGACGGCUCUGAAGAUAAUAUUUCAAUAAUCGUGGUGUUCCUGAAGGACCCGCGUGAUAUUGUCGCCGACAACUGCCCGCCCAUGGACCUUGGGCUGGACAACGCGGUGGUGAACGCACCACCGUUCGCCGUAGAGAAUGAGGCAUGUAAACUGGUCGCCGAGGCUGGUGGCGGUGACUGCGCAGAGGGCGGGGACAACAGUGUCUCAGACAGCGACAGUGACGACCUCGGCCCGGAAACGGCGGUCGACGCCGACCUGGACAUCGACGACGACGCAGAAAUGAACCACGACCCGGCACCGCCGACCCCCCCAGCACACGCUGUGGAAGAAAGCCACGUCGACGGCAACUUAGUGGAUAAUGUAGCGGAGAGUGGCGAGGAGUCCGAAGACGAGUGGAAUUACUUCAAAGGAGAAGGCGAACGCGAACAAAACCCCAGUGAAGAAGCCGACGAGCCCCCAAGAUCCGAAACACCUUGUCAAGAUAAUUCUGCUUGGGAAAGCAGUUCAGUAGACAUGAAUAGUUCACCACUCAACCCAGAUGCACCAGUGUUUGUGCCUGGCAGUGUUGCGGGCUCUGAUGUGCUACUAGCGGAAUCCCCACGGAAGCCGCUACCAAUGGACGAUAUCGAGCUGCCUGAUGUCGCCCAGUUCCAGACUGAGGCCAUUGUCAGGCCAGCAGAACUACAAGACUUGGACAACUGUGAUCAGCUCAAUGGGCAUCAUAAUAUAUCAAUGGAAGGUGUAACAGAACAUUUAAAUGGUAAUGACAAAUGUGAAAUGGAAAGUCUGGGCUUUGGUUUCAAUGUAGGUAUUGAACAAGAUAAAAUAAAGGAUACAAGCCUCAUCCAAGAUUUUGAAAGAAUACAAAAAGAUACUACAGAUUUUUGCAAUAUUCAGGUCUUUCAAAGUCAUACAGAAACAAAUCCUUUCAAUGUUGAGGGUGAUGAUGAACUCUUUGAGCGACUUAAGAACAAAGAGAGGGAUCCAAUGAGCAUGAGCUUUUAUCAAGAAAAAGAUGAUGACACCUGUGAAAGAUUUGGUAAAACAGAAUCAAAUGUAGACUUGAAUGCGGUUCAAACUCUCCCAGAUAGUGAUGAUGAAGACAUUCAACCAAAUGGGUAUCAAAACACAGAAGAGAUUGAUAAAGAAAAUGUUUGUCCCGAGGAGAGAUCGAAUUUAUUAAACUUAGUAGAGAAUGUGCUAGAACCAAAUAAUGAUAUUAUGAGGUUCGAUGAAAGGUCCGACGUUAUUAGUAACAAUGUAUCAAAUUUAGACAAUUUAAUGGAUUACAGCAAUCAAAAUUCAAACAACAUGCAAAAUUAUUCAAAUUCUGAGUUUGAAUGCAAUAUACAACAAGAAACAGUUGCUCAAACUGACACACCUGAAUCUCAUAAACUUCUAUUUGAGCAGAUACCAGAAAUUCCAGAUGGUAAAAGUUCAGAACUAGGAUUCAAUAAUGAAGAUUUAUUGGAUCCUUCAGAAAGUGAAAAAGAUGCUCGAGCUAUCACUCCUCAAGAUGAAACUUCACAAGAUAUUGAAAUGGAAAGCAAACAUGAUGAGUCACCAUCUGAUGAAGCCAGGCAUGAAAUCAUUGAAGAACUAAAAGAUGACCACAUAGAGGAUGAUAUAUCUGAACAAACUGAAUCAGAGAAGUUAGAAAAUGAAAUAAGAUUGGAUAAUGCUAUUAGUCCAGAGGUAUCGGAACUAGCUACCCCUGAACCUUCAAAGGAACUAGAGGAAAAUAAACCAUCUUCACCAGAAUUGACUCAGGAAAAUGUCGUGGUAGAUGUCCAUGCAGAUCCUGAACACUCCAUUGAUACAUUUAUACAGUCCAGUGUAGCUGAAGAUCAACAGGAAUUGUUUGACGAGUUUGAAAGUAACCAAGACAAAUUAGAACCUGCAAUAGAGGCUCCUGAAAUUAGACUAGAGGCUGAAGCCCCUGAAGUUAGUCUUGAAACCGAGGACAAGGAUAAUGAAGAACAAGUUGAAUCUGAAUUACUCGAGGAGUCUCCAGCACAAUCACCUUUACCAACUGAAUCCUUGUUACCGAGUGGGUCUUUAUUACCGCGCGAAUCACCUUUACCAAGCGAGUCCCCAUUACCGCGUGAGUCGCCAUUACCGCGCCAGUCGCCUUUACUACGCGAGUCGCCUUUACCGCGCGAGUCGCCUUUACCGCGCGAGUCCUCAUUACCGCGUGACUCUCCGUUACCGAGUGAAUCUCCAUUGCCGCGAGAAUCUUUAAUAUCUAAAGAGAUUUCACAGCCGCAUGAGUCUCCAUUGCCGAGAGAAUCUCCGUUAUCGCGAGACUCUCCACUGCCGCAAGAGGCUUCAUUGCCGCGAGAAUCUCCACUGCCGCAAGAGGAGGAAAUUGUGCCCCAAGAAGCUUUAUUGACACAGGAAUCACUGCAGCGAGAGUCACCAGUCCCAAAAUCCCCAUUACCUUUAGAUUCAUUCAUGACAACAGGGUCCCCACUGCCUCAAGAGACCCUAGUACCUCGAGAAUCAUCAUUGCCACGGGAGUCACCGUUAGGUCAAGAGCUGAUACGUGAGUCCCCACUACCAAGCGAAUCUCCACUACCACAAGAGUCAUUGCAGCCAGUUUCUCCAAUGCCCAGUGAGUCUCUUAUUCCUUCAGAAUCACCUGUGCAAAGUGUACCUGAAGUAGUUGAACCUUCUUUAUCUAUUUCAAAGUCACCACUCCCAACAGAAAUAGAGGUUACAGAGUCCCCUGCACAAGCACUGUCACCCUUACCUUCACAGUCACCUAUGCCACAGGACACCUCCGAGCCUCUAGUACCGGCCGAGGUACCCUUACCUAGAGAAUCCCCAUUACCAACUGAUUCUCCUGUAGUUGAGGAUAUUUUAGAACCAGUGCAUGUUGAUGAAAUUACACAAAACGUCGAAAUUUCUAAAUCACCCCUACCUUCACAAACAUUUGAUGAACAGUCUACAGCACAGGUACCUGUGGAGUCACCAGUUCCUAGUACAGAAAAAGAAUUAAUUAUGCCUGACCAACAAGCUUCUCCCAUUCCAGUUAUACAAAGUGAGAGUGAAAUGGAACUUCACGGGGCGCAGCACGAGGAGCAGCAGUUAACAGAGAAGUCCGAACAGAUAGACGAGUGUCUUGAAGCAGUCGAGACAUCGACUGCAAAGUCGCCUGUACCUGUAGAAUCUUAUACUGAAGUGGCACCUACAGAAUUAGUUCCCACAGAACCAGAGAGGCCUAAAAGUCAAUCUCCCGCUCCCGUGGAACAAGUUUCUGAAGUCGAAGCUAGAGUAACACCUACAAUUCCAAUAGAAAAUAGUGAAACGUCACAAGUCCAGGGAAUAACGGCCGGAUUUAGCGCCCCAGCGCCAGAUAUCGUUCCAGAGGAACGGCCGCGCACCGAACUAGUCACUGAUAUCGAUAUCGGUAUUCCCGAGUCGCGAGCACAAGAGAUCUGCGUCCCGGUCACCUGCGAGAUACAACACAACGACGCCGUGCAGGCGGGCGCCGCGCCGCCGCCCGCCGCGCCGCCCGCGCAGCCCGCGCUCGGCGACGCGCCCAUCGCCGCCGCCACCGCCGCCGUCGCCGCGGCCGCCGUCGCCGCCACCGCCGCGGUCGCCUCCGCCGCCACUAAAGCGAAACUCUCACCCAAGAAAUCUCCUACGACCCCCACAGCGAAAACCGACAAGACUACCACGAAAGCAACGCCGAAAACUACUACCACAGCGCGAACACCCCUUUCGGCCAAGAGGCCGGCGUCCGCCACUACCACGCCGAAGUCGCCGGCCGCGGCGCCCGCGCGCGCCGCGCCGCGCACGCCGCUGUCCGCGCCCAAGGCGCCGGCCGCGCGCCCCGCCGCCAAGCCCGCCGCGCCGCCCGCCAAGCCUGCGCCCAAGCCCGCCGCCACGCGCGUCGCCCCCGCCCCGCGCCCGGCGCCCGCCGCUCGCGCGCCCGCUAAAGCACCAGCGGCUAAGCCUGCCGCGCCCAAGCCUGCGGCGCCGGCCAAGUCUGCCUCGGCGCCGCCCAAGCCCGCUGCGCCGCGUCCUGCGCCAAUCACCCGCCCUCCGCCUGCCGCUGCCAAGCCCAAGGAAGUGAAGCCCAAGCCGCCGCCCAUCACCAGGCCCGUGACCAACGGCGACGUGAAGGCCCCGGCCAAGCCGCUGCCGCGCGCGCCCGCCGCCGCCGCCCGCCCCGCGCCGCGCCCCACGCCGCGCCCCGCGCCUGCCACUGCUCCAGCUAAGCCAGCAGCUCCCAAACCCACGGCGCGCGCACCACUCGACAAGCAGAGCAAGGACCUCGCCAACAAACGCAUCACAGCUAAAGCCGCUCCCCCGAGGACUGCAACAACUAAGGCCCCCGGAGGCAUAAAGAGCGUGGCGAAGAGGUCGCUGGAUAGCAAGAAGGAGGCGGCCAAGCUGGCGAACGGCGUGGAGGCCGGCGGCGACGCGCUGCUGCCCGACGUCAUCGCG
Messenger RNA from Brenthis ino (lesser marbled fritillary), 4620 nucleotides. NCBI's taxonomy places the organism in Eukaryota, Metazoa, Arthropoda, Insecta, Lepidoptera, Nymphalidae. The record is from the annotation of a GenBank genome assembly.